GAAACCCCAUCAGAGCAUUAGAGACACACUCAGCUGGAGAUUACUGGGACAGACGACAGCAGACACAUCAAGAAGACGCCAUCUGUAAAUGUCGCUCCGGGAUUUAAUCAAAUGUUUCUGCAAUGCCCGAAUUAAACUUAGGUUUUAAUGUGGGAUCUUUGCAUCUGAACUCGUCUGAGUUUCAUCUGUUUUCUUAUCAGCCUUAUUGAGGGUGCAAUAAUUUACUGUUGAGUAGCCUAUUACUGCAGCACAAACUCAUACUUAGCCUACUUCACUGUCCUUUUGGCACCCCUCUGGUUUAAGUGAAUCUCUACGAAACAAAAGGACAUUUGUGAUGUUUAACUGAAGCGGAUAAGAAGAUUUUAAAGCGAAGAAAUCGACUCUUUUUACUUUCUUUUUCGGGGUGUUUUCCUUGUGAUAAUAGAGGUUAAAGCACCGCCUUGCAAAACGGUUUUAUCUGUUAAUUCAGUUCAUCCUAAAUUUGUCGCCGGCACCAUGCUGUCCAGUGUCCGCCGGCACAGCCUCCGCUUGCAGACCGAGCUCCACCGGUGGAGCAUCUGCGACCCCGGCAGUCACCUGCUCCCGGACAGCUUCCUGACCCGGGUCCCCGACUGCAUCUCCCGCUCCAAGUCCUGGACCAGCUCCGCCGGGGAGUCGGACGGGAGCCGCGGGAGCUGGUCGUCCUCAGACUCGGUCAUCUCCACCGACUCCACCGGGGAGCCGGCGGAACCCGGGGCACCGUACCGGGUGGUGCUGUUAGGGGCCAGCGGUGUCGGUAAAACGGCCUUUGCCAGCAUCUUCGCCGGGGCAGCGGACAGCAUGGACAGUGAUGACUGCGAGCUGUGUGGAGAUGAAGUGUGUGAGAAGACAAUUGAAGUGGAUGGAGAGCCUGCGGCUAUAACUCUGCUUGACACAUGGGAUGCAGAGACUGACGGCGAAUGGGCUCAGGAGCGCUACAUGCAGACAGGUGACGCCUACCUGUUGCUGUACUCUGUAACUGACCGGGCCUCGUUCCUGCGAGCCUCGGAGCUCCGGAUUACCCUGCGCCGCUUCCGUCCUGCCCAGCAAACACCAAUCAUCCUGGUGGGGAACAAAUGUGACUUGGUGCGACGCAGAGAGGUGUCAGUCAGUGAGGGUCGUGCCUGUGCUGCUGUGUUUGACUGCAAGUUUAUCGAAACCUCAGCCGCCAUGCAGCACAACAUCUGGGAGGCUUUUCACGGCAUAGUGCGACAGCUGCGUCUACGCCGAGACUCCAAGGAAGCCAACAAGCGUCGCAGGCACAGAAGCUGUAACACACGCCGAGAGAGCCUUCCUAUGAAGGCCAAACGUUUCCUCGACAAGGUGGUAGCAAAGAACAAUCCCAGUGUGGCCUUCUGGCUAAAAUCUAAGUCCUGCCAUGAUCUCUCUGUGCUGUAGGAGUUUUUUUUAACUCUACACUAAACCUUUGAGUAGGUGAACAAGUUACAGCCUGGAGAACAGACUAUCUGGACAUGGGCUGGAGGCAAGCCUGCUUCUAAGGGGCUAAAAGUUGGAUGGUUCAAACCCAGCCCUCAAUGUGUUCACAUCCACCCUUGGCACAGCCAGCAUGGUGUGCAUGAGAGGUGUUUCUGCACUGCCAUCCAUGUGUUGCAGUCGGAACAAGGCUGAGUGGACUGAGCUCGGUUUGUCAGCCUGUGUAAUGGACUGGACAAUCAGCGAAAUGAAGUGACGUUUCCUGUCGCAGAGACUCGUCAUGUCUGUGUGGCUAAAAUGUUGGAAGGUAGAUCUCAUCUGAUGGAAACUGACAGAAGGAUGUGAUGUUUGUUCAUUUCUGUGUUUUGAACAAAUACAUUAAUAUUAGCCUUUUCUCUCCUCUCUUCUCUCAUCUCUCUUUUGCUCUCAUUCCUGCCAAAUGUGUCGUCUGUUGAUCCCUAAGUGCUACGAUUACCAAUUGCAAGCUAUUGAUGAUUAAGGUCUUUUUUGUACGAUGAUCAUUCAGUUGUUACAUUGAGUUUAUUUAUAAUGUGUUGUAUUUUGCACUUACUGUAAAUAGAUACCAGAUUGAUGAUGUAUUGUAUUAUGCUACGUGUAUGUAGUUUCAGUGUUGCUUAUUGAAAUAAAGUGACAUCAUCCAUUUUGGAGAAAAAAACUG
This is a messenger RNA of Siniperca chuatsi (mandarin fish), 2131 nucleotides long. RefSeq names its product GTP binding protein overexpressed in skeletal muscle (gene gem). Gene Ontology annotation, molecular function: calcium channel regulator activity; GTP binding; GTPase activity. Lineage: Eukaryota; Metazoa; Chordata; Actinopteri; Centrarchiformes; Sinipercidae. Bases 496 to 1416 code for a protein of 306 amino acids. Gene Ontology annotation, biological process: negative regulation of high voltage-gated calcium channel activity. The record is from RefSeq and is a predicted model, not a curated record. Gene Ontology annotation, cellular component: plasma membrane. The transcript has 4 exons.